Staurois parvus is the source of this 727-nucleotide messenger RNA. The record is from the annotation of a GenBank genome assembly. Lineage: Eukaryota; Metazoa; Chordata; Amphibia; Anura; Ranidae.
AAGGGAGGUUGGCAUGGAAGAGUUGGUGGAUGCUGAUGAGUACCUUGUUCCUCACCAAGGAUUCUUUGGGUCUGAAGAUCCUACGCUGGAACAUCGCAGUAGAAUCUCAUCUACACAGAGCACAAAUGAGAAUGAUCGACCAUUGUUGGAUGGAACAGCUCCCGCGGUCCCUCUGGCUCGCACCUUGUCACAUGAAUCUGCUGCCAGUGGCUCUGAUGAUCUUAGUGACAGGGACAAUGUGUUUGAUUCACCUCCAAGAGAUAACAGCCUUAGACGCAGGUACUGCGAGGAUCCAACAGAACUUGGCGGAGUUGAUGUGAUCGAUGGAAGGAUGAUGGACUUCAACAGUUGUACAUCUCCAGCACUUCCUGCAUACCCCUCAGAGUAUGUAAACCAAAGAGAACCGAGAAGAAGUCGCUCAUCAGUGAAGACACCAAGAACAUCGGUUUCCACUCUGGAAAGACAGAAGGGACAGGUGUGCAGGAAUGGCUUUAUCCGAGAGCCAAUGAGCCCAGCAGCCAUAGCUGCGGUGGAGAAUCCAGACUAUCUCCCCCCACCAGGACUACAAGCACCAAACUUUUUCCCUCAAGCUUUUGACAAUCUUUAUUACUGGAACCACGAACUCAACUCCUCGAGAGGAGAACAGGAUCCUAACCCAGAACCCAAUGGAUUCACCACUCCAACAGCAGAAAAUCCAGAAUACUUGGGACUAGAUGGGGCAAUUCUG